AUGCUGUUACCCUCGACCGCCGAUGAUACGAUAUUCGACAAUAUCGGCCCAGGAGACCUCAUACGAUACUCUCGCACCUGUAGGGAGGCCCGAGAUGCAGUCGCUGCAUACAGCCGUCGAGCAUUCUACCUAGAAGGCGUACUCUCUCGCUACUUCAGCCCGGUACAGAUCCUCAAGUUUCGAGAGCUGCAGUUCGAGACGGGCGCUCUGAUCUCUGGCUCCACGGCGCUCCAGCUUCUUGACCGCACCUAUUAUGAGAAUUCCGAUCUAGAUGUGUAUGUUGCCCAGCGCGCUUGCAAGCCCAUCGCUUUUUGGCUGCGGAGCAUUGGGUACAAGUACGUGCCACGGCCGCGGCGCUCCCCGUUCAUGCAAAUUGUACCCGAACUACAGACACUGGAAACGGCUCUCGACUAUAUGAGUCCACAUAUGCCUCAGAUUUUGGCCAUUGAUCGGGAGCGAGACGACGAGCAUCAAUUCCUCGAUGCGCGCGACGAUGGAUACAGUGGGGGACUCAACAUCUAUGAUUUUAAGAAGCCAAAUGAAGAGGUCAAAAUCCAGCUCUUCACGACCUGGCAGGCUCCCUUGGAGUGCAUCUUGAACUUCCACUCCACGUGUGUGAUGAAUUUCAUUACCUACGACAAGGCAAUCUCCCUCUACCCGCAAGCAACAUUCGAUCAACGACGCGCGCUGGCAUGCCAUCCCAACUGGCAAGGACGACGAGAAGCGUAUGCUAAAUAUAGAAACAGAGGAUGGAAGAUUAUCAAGAAGGCCUGGCGGCUCGAAGCCGAGGACCCUGAUUCCCCCUUUGUGUUGGGCAUCCGCCGGGUGGGAGACUCGAAGUGCUGGACGGUGCCUAUCUGCCCUAAGGUCGACUUCCCCGAGAGUACGAUGGAGGCGAAUACAUGGCGCCUGGAGCGGCAUUGGCAUACGCGUGGACCGGAGAUGGCAUUCAGUGUGCUCAAAUCUCCGGCCCUGGCAUCGAGGUAUUUGGUCGCCAAUUCUGAGAUUGAGGGAGUUAUCUCGGGGGGUCUUCCGGAGAGCUCUAGUGAAGGAACAUGGGACGCGAAACUCAAGGAACUUGUCGAGUCGCAUUGGGAGUUGGAGGUUGAGCAAGAAAAAGACGAACCUAUACCAGAGGGAGAGGCGUGGUUUUAA
Messenger RNA from Cyclocybe aegerita, 1155 nucleotides. The record is from the annotation of a GenBank genome assembly. NCBI's taxonomy places the organism in Eukaryota, Fungi, Basidiomycota, Agaricomycetes, Agaricales, Hemipholiotaceae.